Molecule: messenger RNA, 795 nt
Organism: Necator americanus (New World hookworm)
Lineage: Eukaryota; Metazoa; Nematoda; Chromadorea; Rhabditida; Ancylostomatidae
Exons: 9
Coding region: 1-795 (264 amino acids)
Biological process (GO): translation; negative regulation of translation
Cellular component (GO): mitochondrial large ribosomal subunit; ribosome
Molecular function (GO): structural constituent of ribosome; mRNA binding
Source: RefSeq, a predicted model, not a curated record
AUGUCGGGGCGAAGGGCGUUGUCUCGAUUCGACAGAGUAAAUCAGUGGCUCCAGUUCGCUCGUCAAUGGCAUAUUGUCGAUGCUGAUCAUCAGGACGCAUUUCAACUAGGGAAACACGUGGCCACACAUCUUGCUGGGAAACACAAACCCAUUUGGCAUCCGGAGACGGACUGCGGUGAUCACGUGGUUGUUGUGAAUUGUCGGCACGUUGCCAUGCAUGGAUUCGACUGGAAGCACACUCUAUUCCAUUUCAAUAAGGAAUAUCCGAAAUCGAAGGCCGACAUUCCAGCCUGGCAGAUCCAUGAAUAUGACCCAUGUCGUAUAAUGUUUUUGGCUGUAUACAAGGCGUUGGGACAUAAUCUGAUUAGACGUAGUCACAUCCAACGGCUUCACCUUUUCCCUGGUACAGAUAUGCCAGAAUUUAUAAAGGAAAAUUUGGGUAGUCAGUUGGAGCAAGUGCAGCGAGUACCACGUCGAAGUGAUGAAUACAGUGCAGAAGAACGAGCACACUUUCCUAAACUUUUGAGGUUCCCUGCCAAUCACAUCGAAGAAUGGGAGCGUAGUAUACCUAAUCCGGGAAGAUAUGAGAAGAGAAACCCUUACGACAAGAAAGAGGCAUAUGUACAUAUCACAAGGUUACAUCAGUCUAGUACAAUGGCUCCGAUCGACUUGGAUCGAAAAAAGCAAGAUCGAGUCAUUGUCUUCGACCAGAGAAAAGGUGUAUAUGGAGUACGACUUAGACAUGGUCUAAAUCGUUUCACUCCAUGUCUGUUAGAGUCAGAUUUACUACAAUAA